GUCUGCUUCCUUGGAAACCGUGAGAGACCGUUUUGUGCACCCAACUGAGCAAUUUGGAUGUUUCCUGGAUUUUUGCAGCCAUGACCAAAACUUCUCAGGCCUGGCAUGAAGGACCUUCUCAUUUCAGAUAAAGGCUGUUCAGUAUUAAAUCAGGACUAAGACAGAAGCAUUUAAAUCAGUAUCCAGAACCAUAGUAUUCAGUAAUUCAAAACACCUUGGUAUACUUCAGCAGUAAAGGCACCACUUUGCUUUUUUUGGAGGAAAUUGAGGACAUAGAACCUUAGCCAAAUAUUCAACAUGGUAAUUCAAAAGUAUCUCCUAACCUAUAUGGUCGUGGUGCUCGCUUCAUAUCUUCAUAACCUCAUCAGAGCCAUUGAAGUCCCACGGGAUCCAAGUAUUCAAGAUACAUUGCCUCAGCCUCCUACAAUUACAAAACAGUCUGCAAAGGAUUAUAUCGUAGAUCCAAGAGAUAAUAUAUUUAUUGAGUGUGAAGCAAAAGGCAACCCCACACCCACGUUUUCCUGGACACGAAAUGGGAAGUUUUUUAAUGUUGCAAAGGACCCUCGAGUAACCAUGAGGCAUUGGUCAGGUACACUGGUAGUUGACUUCCGCAGUGGUGGAAGGCCAGAGGAUUAUGAGGGAGAAUAUCAGUGUUUUUCUCGGAAUGACUACGGAACAGCUAUCUCCAACAAAAUAUUCCUCCAUGUUUCAAAAUCUCCUUUGUGGCCAAAGGAAAAUUUGGACAUUCAAGAGGUUCACGAAGGUGCUUCACUUAUCUUGGCAUGCAAUCCUCCACCUGGAUUACCACCCCCUGCUAUCUUUUGGAUGAGUAGCUCCAUGGAACCUAUACAUCAAGACAAGCGUGUCUCUCAAGGGCAGAAUGGUGACUUGUAUUUCUCUAAUGUCAUGCAGCAGGAUGCUCUGACUGACUAUAGUUGCAAUGCUCGCUUUGCUUUCACACAUACCAUCCAGCAGAAAAAUCCUUACACCCUCAAGGUCCUGACCACCCGAGGUAUUGCAGAAAGGCAACCCAGCUUCAUGUACCCUCUUGGGACUUCAAGCAGUCAGAUGGUGCUAAGAGGAGAAGACCUCUUGCUGGAAUGCAUUGCCUCAGGAGUUCCAACACCAGAUAUCAUGUGGCACAAAAAGGGUGGUGAUCUCCCAUCUGGCAGGAUCAAGUUGGAAAACUUUAACAAGGCUCUUCAUAUUGCAAAUAUUUCUGAGGAAGAUUCUGGAGAAUAUUUCUGCUUAGCUUCCAACAAAGUGGGCAUUAGCCGCCAUAGUAUCUUGGUGAAAGUGAAAGCUUCCCCAUAUUGGUUGGAUGAACCAGAGAACCUUAUUUUGGCACCUGGUGAAGAUGGAAGACUGCUGUGCCGUGCCAAUGGUAACCCCAAACCUUCAGUCCAGUGGCUUGUGAACGGAGAACUUCUAGAAAGUUCUGCUCCCAAUCCCAGCCGUGAAGUUAAUGGAGAUACUGUUAUGUUUCGGGACAUCCAGAGUGGCAGCAGUGGUGUAUAUCAAUGCAACGCUUCUAAUGAACAUGGGUAUCUGUUAGCCAAUGCAUUUGUUAGUGUGUUGGAUGUUGUUCCUCGGAUCCUUGUCCCUCGUAACCAGCUGAUUAAAGUGAUUCAGAACAACCGGACGCUUCUUGACUGUCCAUUCUUUGGAUCCCCAAUUCCCACAUUACGAUGGUUUAAGAACGGCCAGGGAAGUACACUGCAUGGUGGCAACUAUAAAGCACAUGAAAAUGGAACGUUAGAAAUCAUCAGGGCUCGGAAAGAAGACCAGGGAACUUACACCUGUGUGGCUACCAAUCUUCUGGGCAAAGCACAGAACCAGGUUCGUUUGGAAAUAAAAGAUCCCACAAGGAUCAUAGAGGGACCCAAAGAUGCUAUACCAAAGAAAGGUUCCACAAUUCACUUAGUAUGCCAGACAAGACAUGACCCCACAUUACGGCUUACAGUUACCUGGCUUAAAGAUGAUAUUCCUGUCUACUUUGGAAACAGGAUGAAGAAAGAAGAAGAUGGUUUGACUAUACAUGGAGUAUCAGAAAAAGAUCAAGGAUAUUAUACCUGUGUGGCUAGCACUGAACUAGACAAGGAUACUGCCAGAGCCCAUCUCACUGUACUUGCUCCUUCUUCUGUUAACCGUAUGACCCCACCCCCAGCACGUCCAGAACGUCCCCGUGACCUUGAACUAACAGACCUUGCUGAAAGGAGUGUGAGGUUAACUUGGAUUCCUGGUGAUGACAACAACAGCCCAAUCACGGAUUAUAUUGUGGAAUUUGAGGAGGAUAAAUUCCAACCUGGAACUUGGCAUAACCAUUCCCGUUACCCAGGAAAUGUGAACUCCGCCAUCUUGCGCCUUGCACCAUAUGUCAACUAUCAGUUCCGAGUAAUAGCUGUGAAUGAUGUAGGAAGCAGUUAUCCCAGUCUGCCUUCUGAACGUUACCAUACAAAUGGGGCACGCCCUGAAUUUAAUCCUUCAGGAGUUAAAGGAUCAGGAACAGCAAAAAAUAAUAUGGUUAUAUCAUGGACGCCAUUAAAUGCAACUCAAGUGUAUGGCCCCAAUCUCAAAUACAUUGUGAAGUGGAGAAGAAGAGACACACGGGAGAGUUGGAACAACCGAACUGUAAGGGGUGAUGUCAGUCAGUAUACCGUCGCGCCAACACCUAUCUAUACACCAUACGAGAUCAAAGUACAAGCUUUAAAUGAUUAUGGGAUUGCCAUGGAGCCAGACAUCGUAAUUGGCUACUCAGGGGAAGAUUAUCCUAAGGCUGCCCCUACUGAUAUUAGGCUCAAAGUUGUAAACAGUACAGCAAUCAGCCUUCAAUGGAGUAAAGUGUACCCAGAAACCAUCCAGGGACAGCUCAAGGAAUAUAGAGCUUAUUACUGGAGAGAAAGUAGUUUGCUGAAGAAUCUAUGGGUCUCUAAGAAAAAGCAGUCUAUGGGUUUUAUUGGAGACCGGACACGGGGCAUAGUGUCCCGGCUGUUUCCUUAUAGCAACUACAAAUUGGAAAUGGUUGUAGUCAACGGGAGAGGAGAUGGGCCUCGGAGUGAAAUUCUGGAAUUCACAACACCUGAAGGAGUACCCAGUGCCCCAAGGUAUUUCCGAAUUCGUCAGCCAAACUUGGAAACCGUCACCUUGGAAUGGGAACAUCCUGAGCAUCCCAAUGGCAUUCUUAUUGGAUACACUCUUAGAUACCAAGCCUUUAACGGAUCCAAAACUGGCAGAACAAUGGUAGAGGUCUUCUCUCCUAAUCAGACAAAGUUUUUACUUCAGAGGACGGAUCCUAUCUCACGCUACAGGUUCAAUCUGCGUGGCAGGACACAGAUUGGAGAAGGUGAGCCUGCCACAGGGGAAUCUCCAAUUCCACUGAAUGAAGUUCUUCCAACCUCAGUUUUAAUCUCUCCAACCAUUCACCAAACUACAGAUGUUCCAACUGUGGCUGCAACCACCAUUUCAGAAACUACUGUCCCAACCACCAUUACCGAAGUUGUAACCACCACCACAGAAGUUACUCCCACUACCACCACAGAAGCUGUAACCACCACCACAGAAGCCACAACCACUACAGAGCCAGCAAUCAUCACCACACUUGUUGCUAGUACAAUAGCUGGUGUUGGAAAGCUGCCGCCCAUCUGGAAUGUAAAAAUUUCAUCUAACAAUAACUGGGCAAACAUCACCUGGAACCACACAUUUGAUGCUGACACUGAAUUUGUGGUUGAGUAUAGCAACAGUAAGCAUUGGGCUCAUGGGAAUGUUGCAGAAUACUUAAUGGGCUGUAGGUCACUAUUUUCUCAUAGAGGUAACAAAACAGUGAAAUCUUCCCCUGCUAAAGGUUUUCUGGAGCUGAGUGAUCUGAUUCCUGGUGAGAAGUAUAUAGUGCGGGUUUUUCUCAAAGGCAAUGAGUCUGUCUUCUCAAGUGAAACCUUUCACACAAGUCCAGCCUAUACCAGGAAUCAAGGGGACAUUGCAACUCAGGGCUGGUUUAUUGGACUGAUGUGUGCCAUCGCUCUCCUGGUCCUGAUUUUGCUGAUAGUUUGCUUUAUUAAGAGAAGCAGAGGAGGGAAAUAUCCAGUGCGAGCAAAUAAAGAUGUGCCCCUUGAUCCUGAUGAUCAGAAGGUAGAUAAUGGAUCAUUUGAUUACAGGUCUCUUGAAAGUGAUGAAGACAACAAGCCACUGCAGGGCAGUCAGACCUCCUUAGAUGGCACAAUAAAGCAACAAGAAAGUGAUGACAGCUUGGUGGACUAUGGAGAAGGAGGUGAAGGACAGUUCAAUGAAGAUGGCUCCUUUAUUGGCCAGUACACAGUUAAGAAGGACAAAGAGGAGACAGAAGGCAAUGAGAGCUCAGAAGCCACAUCACCAGUAAAUGCUAUCUAUUCCCUGGCAUAACACUAUAUAUUGAAGCAACAGCACCUAAAUAAAGAAAUAAGUUGGUAUGGGUCAGCAGAGUCACCAUCAACAAGAGAAAGCAAUCAGGGUAGGGCAACAAAGGCCAAACACACAAACCCGACCAGUGCCAUCAUCUCUUUAGCAAAUGGCAUAGAUGCACUGCCUGCUGAAGUGAUCAUACAGCUGAAAUCUGAGCUAACCCACCAGAGACCAGCUGAAGAGCAGAAUGCAGAGAUUCUGUGCCCCAGGCUUCAGAACUUGGACUGAAAUAAAACAUCCCUCUAUACCCCCUUUGUCUGAUUUGUGAGAUAAUGCAAUUUCCUUCAUUAAU
Messenger RNA from Notechis scutatus (mainland tiger snake), 4726 nucleotides. NCBI's taxonomy places the organism in Eukaryota, Metazoa, Chordata, Lepidosauria, Squamata, Elapidae. The record is from RefSeq and is a predicted model, not a curated record.